AUGUUUCUUCUGCCAGGCUUGAUCGUCACCUGGUAUGUUACGAACACUCCGAUUCUUCCUGAGUACGCAGUCGAAAUCAAGCGAUACUUAUUCGCACGGCAACACCCGGAAGAUGGUGGUUGGGGUCUACAUAUCGAGGCUCACAGUUCGGUAUUUGGCACCUGUAUGAACUACACUGCACUUCGAAUCCUGGGUGCCAGCCCGGAAGACCCCAGGAUGAUUAAGGCCCGUGGCAUGCUACAUAAGCUAGGUGGUGCCUUGUACGCUCCUCAUUGGGCAAAAUUUUGGCUUAGUGUCUUGGGAGUCAUGGAAUGGGAGGCUGUUAAUCCCGUUCCACCAGAACUCUGGUUGCUUCCGGACUGGGUUCCAUUCGCGCCAUGGAGAUGGUGGAUCCAUAUGCGUCAAGUAUUCCUUCCCAUGACCUAUGUGUAUUCAAAGAAGUUAAGCCACCCAGUGGACGAUUUCACUCGACAACUGAGAGAGGAAAUUUACACUCAACCAUAUGCAUCCAUUAAUUUUCAUUCUUAUCGUGGUGCUAUAGCUGAUGCCGAUAACUAUUACCCAAAGCAUUGGCUCCUAAACGUGCUUUUCUGGAUGCUAGCAAACGUCUGGAGUAUAAUCCGAUGGCCCUCCUUGGUCAAGCGCGCAGAGGAUUGGGUGUGGGAGUUGAUUACAAUGGAAGAUCGAAACACGGAUUAUGCCGGCCUAGGACCCGUGAACGCACCAAUGAACACCCUCUGUUGUUAUAUACAUGACGGACCCGGGAGUUAUACCUUCCGUCGACAUCUUGACCGGUUGCACGACUACAUGUGGAUGAAAAACGAAGGUAUGCUCAUGAACGGUACGAAUGGAGUGCAAGUCUGGGAUACAGCAUUCAUCGUCCAGGCGAUCGAUGUCGCGGGCUUUGCGGAUGCUCCCGAAUGGCGUCCCAUGCUCCUCAAAGCAUUAGAAUUUUUGGAGGAUCAUCAAAUGACAGAAAAUGUUGCUCAACAAGACCGCUGCUACCGCCAUCGGACUAAGGGUGCGUGGCCCUUCAGUAACAAAACACAGGGAUACACUGUAAGCGACUGUACUGCAGAAGGCCUUCGUGCUGCACUCCAGCUGCAGAAAGUCCAUGGUUUCCCCCCGUUGAUUUCCGAUGCGAGACUGAAGGAUGCCGUGGAUACCCUUAUUUCCAUGCAGAACAAGACCGGGGGUUUCACAGAAUACGAGACAACUCGAGGAUCCCAGUACCUUGAGUGGCUCAAUGCCGCAGAAGUAUUCGGUGGCAUCAUGAUAGGAUACGAUUAUCCCGAAUGUACGACCGCUGUCCUUACCGCUCUGUCGUUUUUCAGCAAAUUUUUCCCAGAUUACCGCGCCGACGAUAUCAAGAGAGUAAAAUCCAAAGCAGUGGGCUAUAUUCGCCGAUCACAGCGCUCUGACGGGAGCUGGUAUGGUAGCUGGGGUGUCUGUUUUACAUAUGCAGCUAUGUUUGCUCUGGAGAGUCUUGCGCAUGUUGGCGAAACAUACGAAACUAGCGAGCGGGUUCGCCGCGGCUGCAAAUUUUUAGUGGACAGACAAAUGGACGACGGUGGCUGGGGAGAGUCGUAUCUCAGUUCUGAGAAAAAAGUCUACACGCACUACGAAACAUCACAAGUUGUCCAGACUUCUUGGGCAUGUCUUGCGCUGAUGGAAGCAGAUUAUCCGAACAAGGAUGUUCUCAAAAGGGCAAUGAAGCUGAUUAUGACAAAACAAGAAGCAAAUGGGGAGUGGUCGCAAAAUGGAAUCGAGGGUGUGUUCAAUCAGUCAUGCAUGAUAUCCUAUCCUAAUUACAAACUUUACUGGACAGUACGAGCAUUAGGCUUAUACGCAAGGAAAUUCGGCAAUGAAGAAAUCCUUUAG
Molecule: messenger RNA, 1881 nt
Organism: Histoplasma mississippiense
Lineage: Eukaryota; Fungi; Ascomycota; Eurotiomycetes; Onygenales; Ajellomycetaceae
Product: lanosterol synthase
Exons: 3
Coding region: 1-1881 (626 amino acids)
Biological process (GO): triterpenoid biosynthetic process; ergosterol biosynthetic process
Cellular component (GO): lipid droplet
Molecular function (GO): lanosterol synthase activity
Source: RefSeq, a predicted model, not a curated record